AUGACCAUCCUGGCUUUGAGCGGUACCGCUGGGCAGGGCUGUUGGGCUGCUGGAACUUGGUUUCUGUGCCGCCAGCUUGCAUGCCUGCUUACCUGCAAUGUCUACAAUUUCACGCCGGCUCGCGCUUUUCCACUUGCUUCUUCCAUUUCGUUCGUCGAGAUCAGGGCAACGUUUUGGCGCCCGGCCAAGGUUGACCUUUUUACGAGGCUGUUGACUUUGGGAUAUUCGACGCUUGCGUCGCCUUAUUCCGUGACGGCUCUGUUCGCCAUUUGGUCUUUUGGGGGAGAAGAGGCCGCCUGCUUGAAACCUGUUAUUUGGCCUUUCCUUUCUCAAUUUGUAGCAUCCUAUCUUUGCAUGAUUGGCAUCGGACUCUUUUGCAGACCAUCGAAUAACGAGCGGCGCGUGUUCUUGAAGCUUAUUCGGCCAUUAGAAGUGUUUUUGUUGACGAUGUCUACCUUACAACUCAUUGGUAAAAUGUUGAGCCAUGCACGCUCGGUGUUGAUUGUACCUUUUGGUCACCACACUCCUCUCAAAUUGGCUCGACAGAUCUUCAGUGUCAGACUUUGUAAUCCUGAUCUACCAGUGGUCGGUCCUGUCAACUCAUCGGAUGCCAUCAUGCUUUUGGCUCUCGACGUAUUCUUCCUAAUCAUGGUACCAGGUAGAACGCUUUUCGUGUGGGCUGGAAAGAGAGAAAUGAAUGGAUCCGGUCCAGGUAAUAGUCAAUCCUGGGUGAUUCAUUCCACUUCAACGCCAAAGGUGUUAGGUAGCUUCUGCAUCUUUCUGAUCCUCGGCAUUCGCAAGCAGCGCUCUGAUAGAUGUUACAUAUUCGACAAGUCUUGGGUUUUCAGAUCCGAAUGCUCGUACGAGAGGUACCUGGUCAAGCUUGAUGACUAA
Messenger RNA from Colletotrichum lupini, 894 nucleotides. RefSeq lists its product as uncharacterized. The transcript is spliced from 6 exons. NCBI's taxonomy places the organism in Eukaryota, Fungi, Ascomycota, Sordariomycetes, Glomerellales, Glomerellaceae. The record is from RefSeq and is a predicted model, not a curated record. The coding region runs from base 1 to 894 and encodes 297 amino acids.